AGCGCCACCUUUUGCUUAUCUCUCGCUCUCCAUUUUCUUCGACGAAAACGCAUAAGCAACCAGUAGCUUCUUCUAGCGAUUCAACAACUGCAUUCAUAGAUAGAAAUACAUUUUUGGUUAUUUUGCCAGUUGUAGUAACUGGAGUUUAUCUGGACACGGCACUCAACGCGCUUCAUGUUCACAGAACGCAUCCCAGUGAUAUCAGUGUUUUUUUUUUUUUCAAUUAUAAAAAAAAACGUUCUCUAACCCUGGUCCUUGCAGCUCUUAACCCUUCGCGUCAAUAUGGAGGCGUUGACCUUGCCGUUGGCACCGGGAUCGACGACCGCCAUCCUGCACCCCAUCAACGUCUUCGGGGCCAGCUGGGCCAUCCUGCGUCACGCCCUGAGUUCCUUAAACCCCGACACCGCCAUCGUUCGUCGCGUGCAUCACCCGCGCCGCACCCGCUCACACGCCGGCGCGGAGGAGAGUCGUGGGGUGGACACCGCCUCCGUCGCCUCCUCGCGAGCAUCACGACGGUCCAACGCGUCCUCGACCGCGGCGGGCGGUGCGGCGGCGGACUCUGCUGCCCACCGGCAGCGUCACCACCGCACGCACAGUGGCGAGGCGGACUCGACGCGUCGCCACCGUCACCGCACUUCGUCGUCGCAGGAAAGCGAGUCCGCUGCAGACGGCACCGCAGCAGCAACAACGACAGCAGCGUCUUCCUCUUCAGGGACACGUCGCACGCGUAGUGCAGAGGAGCCGCGUGCAGCCUCCCGGCGCACCGCAGCGGAGGGCGGUGACCAAACAGCGGAGGAGGGAAAAGAGACGAGGGUGCGCCGCAGCCACAGCGACGGCGCGCGGGGGCGGUCCAGCCGGCGCGGCGACGACAACGGCGGCAGCGGCAGUGGGACGACGACGCCGCGCCUCUCCACCUCGCACCCUCUCUCUCCGGCGGCGACAGCCGCAGCGGCGAGCGGGCUCACGCCUCCCCUCGCCCCACCCCCGCCCGUGCCGCGCGGUCUGGGCAAGCCGCCCCUCAGCGCUCGCCAGCGCUCUACGACUCCUGCGGGGGCGGAGGGGGAUGGAGCAGCUGCGCCAGUCUCCUCCGAACGGCACCGGCAUCACAGGAGCGGCAGUGGUGGCGGUCUCAGCAGCAGUGGGCGCUCCUCCCGCACACGGCGCAGUGCCGCCGACGAUGAAGAGAGCAAUGAGGGUAGUGUGAUUGUGAUUCGCGACGGCGCCGGCAUCAGUCUCGGCAGCGUCAUGGCUGGAUGGCCGUCGCUCUUCGCCGCGGCGGGGACAGGGUCGGUCAAGUCGUUUUCCUGGUCGCCGCGGGCGUGGUGGAACCGCCUCCGCGUCGUCAAGGUGACCCGCCCCGCUUUUCUGAUCGACCACGUCCUCCACGCCGUUCCCGUGAUGAUCGUGCACUAUUGCUGCGAGCUUAAGCGUCAGCUCGUAACCUUGCCGCUGCUGCGCUUCUCAGACAUCUGCGUGCGGUUUUCUCCGCGGGACGCUGCACAUUCCGAAGCGGCGGGCCGUGCAGGUGCCCCCGCAGCCACCAAAACAUCGGCCGACUGGCCGCCCACUGAAGAGGCCUUUGAGGCGUCGCCCUCCGCCACCAUCGGCCACCUCCUGCUCACGCGGUGGAUGUUGCACGCGGUUGAGUCGUACAUCGAUAAAUCUUUCUUUCUUGAUGAAACGCUCGUGGUACGCCAGCUCCGCAGUAAGCGGACGCUGCGGCGCGUGGUAGGGUGGACCGUGCGCGUUGUCUCGCACACCGUCUUUGACCCCUUACUCCUCAGCAUUGUCGUCCCACUGCUAAUUUCUUCUGAAACGUCUGCUGCGGCGGCAUCGACGGAUGCUCCGCGGGUGCUCUUCACCGUACCGGGCAUGGUGCGUGGCCUCGGCAUCAGUGCGGCGAGCGUCAUCAUCCAGUGGCUCGUCAUGCCUACCGCAAGUCGGCUCGUUGACCGGGCGGUGCUGACCUCGUUUGAGCUUGUGGAGUACCUGAUCAUGCGUCGCUACGCCCACUGGUCCGACGAGGACGAGGACGAGGAGGAAGACGACCUGGAUGAAGAGGACGGAGACGAUGGUGCCUCCAUCGCAUCUGGCGUGAGUGGGGCCAGCCGUGACGUAGAGAGUCGGUCUGCCUCCCAGCAGAGCAGCGCCUCGGCAGCAGCGGAGGUGGCCACCGCAGAGGAUCGCAUUCGUCGUCAGCGGCGGCGUCUGCGCCGCGAAAAGCUAGAACGGCGAAAGCGGCGGGAGCAACGCCAGGCCGCGCGGGAGCGGGCGAUGCGGCGCACCGUCCUGCGCGCCAUUGUUUACCGUGUGGUGUCCUCGGUGGUGGCGCAGGUCGUCGUCGACCACCCGCUGAGCGUGUUGGUCGAGCUCCUGCGCGGGCGGGCCACCUUGCACUUUACGGGAAUGCUGACGCCGUACGCGGCGAUGACGGCGGCGCAGGACGGACUUAGUUGGGCAAACGUUUGGCGCUACGCGGAAGCGUUUGCCACACCCGUAAAGCGCGCCGCAGCAGAUAGGGAAGAUGAAGGUGUGCCACGGAGUGUGGUGGCGCUGCGUCGUGCCGGGCGAGACGCUGCGCAGGAGCUGGUGGUGAUCUCCUCCAGUGUGCUAGACAACUCGGGGCAGCAAGGGACCCUGGACGCGGUGAAGCGUCGUGCGGCGGCGAAGAAGGCGCGAGGCAAGGUGACGUCGGCGGCUGACAGCGCGGAGUUCCUGCUGCACUCUGCGCUCUCCUUGUCCCCGUUUUACUACGGGCUGCAAUUCACUGUGAUUGACAACGUUCUUUCCUUCUACAUGGCGGUGUGGACACGCCUGACAAAGCAAUAA
Leptomonas pyrrhocoris is the source of this 2829-nucleotide messenger RNA. RefSeq lists its product as hypothetical. The record is from RefSeq and is a predicted model, not a curated record. The coding region runs from base 283 to 2829 and encodes 848 amino acids. Gene Ontology annotation, cellular component: cytoplasm; nucleoplasm; ASAP complex. NCBI's taxonomy places the organism in Eukaryota, Euglenozoa, Kinetoplastea, Trypanosomatida, Trypanosomatidae. The transcript has a single exon. Gene Ontology annotation, biological process: mRNA splicing, via spliceosome.